CGGCCCUCGCGGCGCACCGGAAGCGGCCGGCGGCGCGUGACUGCGUGCGACUCUUUGCGCAAGCGCAACAGUCCAGCUCUAGCUCAGGGGCGGGCCCAUAGGAGCAGCUUAAAGGCUCAGACAGGGCCUGCUAAGGCGGACGGACUGCUUCCGGCUAGAGGUUCCGGGAGGAGGAGGAAGCUGCGCCCGCCCGCGGUGGGAGGCCCGGGUCGCUUAGUCCCGGGGCUUUGCCGUAGGGCGUUCAGUUUUCCACACUUGUGGCAAAACAAGCCAAGAGGAGGAACAGACACAGUCCUGGUGGUGUGGCCCAGCCCUUAUUCUGCGGAGAUGGCAAACAAGGGGAACAAGAAACGUCGGCAGUUCUCCCUGGAGGAGAAAAUGAAAGUUGUGGAAGCUGUAGAUUCAGGCAAGAGGAAAGGCGAGGUAGCAAAAGAAUUCGGUAUCACUCCUUCUACUUUGUCUACAUUCUUAAAGGAUCGCACCAAAUUUGAAGAAAAGGUGCGGGAGGCGUCUGUGGGACCCCAGCGGAAAAGGAUGAGGAACGCUCUAUAUGACGACAUUGAUAAGGCUGUUUUUGCUUGGUUUCAAGAAAUCCAUGCCAAAAACAUUCUCGUGACUGGCUCUGUCAUUCGGAAAAAAGCACUAAACUUGGCCAACAUGCUUGGCUAUGACAAUUUUCAAGCAAGUGUGGGCUGGCUGAACAGAUUUAGGGAUCGCCACGGAAUUGCAUUGAAAGCAGUCUGUAGAGAGGAUAGUGACAGAUUAAUGAAUGGUCUAGGAAUAGAUAAGGUUAACGAGUGGCAUGCAGGGGAAAUUAUAAAACUGAUUGCUGACUACAGCCCAGAUGAUAUCUUUAAUGCUGAUGAGACAGGAGUGUUUUUCCAGUUGCUUCCCCAGCACACACUUGCUGCUAAAGGGGACCAUUGUAGAGAGGGCAAGAAAGCAAAGCAGCGGUUGACAGCACUCUUUUGUUGCAAUGCUUCAGGGACUGAGAAAAUGAGACCAUUGAUUGUUGGUAGGUCAGCCAACCCACGCUGCCUCAAGAACGUCCAUUCCCUCCCUUGUGAUUACCGAGCCAACCAGUGGGCAUGGAUGACGCAGGAUCUGUUUAAUGAGUGGCUGAUACAAGUGGAUGCCAGGAUGAAGGAGGCGGAACGCCGGAUCCUCCUGCUGAUCGACAACUGCUCUGCUCACAACAUGCUUCCACGCUUGGAAAGGAUUCAGGUGGGGUAUCUGCCCUCAAACUGUACUGCUGUCCUGCAGCCACUGAAUCUUGGCAUAAUUCACACCAUGAAAGUACAGUACAGGAGCCACCUUCUAAAACUGAUCCUCCUCAAGCUCAACAGCAAUGAGGAUCAAGAAAAAGUGGACAUCAAGCAGGCCAUUGACAUGAUUGCUGCAGCAUGGUGGUCAGUCAAGCAGUCCACAGUGGUGAAAUGCUGGCAGAAGGCAGGCAUCAUCCCUAUGGAACUGACAGAUUCUAACACAGAAGCAGCAGCCAGUGAACCAGAUAUUGCCAUUGAAAAGUUGUGGCACUCAGUGGCUAUUGCCACCUGUGUCCCAAAUGAAAUAAAUUUCCAGGACUUUGUCACUGCAGAUGAUGAUCUCAUCAUCUCUCAGGAGCUGAUGAACACAGAGAUCAUCCAGAGCAUGGUGGCUGGUGAAAAUACUGAUGAAGCUGGAAGUGAAGAUGAGGGAGAGGCAUUUUUACCACAGCAGCCAAAAAUCACCAUCACAGAGGCCAUCUCAAGUGCACAGAAACUUAGACGGUUCCUUUCCACUUGUGUAGGCGUUCCUGAUGCCAUUUUUGGACAGCUAAAUGGCAUAGAUGAAUACUUAAUGAGAAGAGUGACACAAACUCUUAUUGACUCCAAAAUUACUGAUUUCCUUCAAACAAAAUAAUGUAGGAAUUAACUGCCUCUUUUAAUUUAGAAGAUGUAGUUUACAAGAAUAAAGAUCUUUAGAUAGGAUAUUGAAGUUAAAUUUUAAGCAAUAUUAUGAUGACAACAUUCCAGUCCUCUGAAAUAAUCAGGAAACUUCCUUGAAUGGAAUUUGGAAAUGCAAUUUGACUAAGAUACGUGUUCUCUUUUGAUUAAUCCAAUGGUUUCCAAACUCGUCUUAGGAUCACUUGAGGAUCUUUAAAAAAUUUCCCAAGCCUAGGCUUUUUCCCAGACCAAUUAAAUCACAGUCUCUGGUGCUGGGUCACAGGCACUAGUAGUUUUGGAAGCUCCCCAGGUAAUUCCAAUGUGCAGAAAAGUUUGAAAACUACUGAAUUAACCACAGGAAAGUCAAGCACACUAUGAGUCUGGAGCCAAUUUUUUCCCAAUACGUCUAGCUCAGCGGUUUCCAAAUUUUAGCUCACUUCAGAAUCACAUGGAAGGCUUGCUAAAAGCCAGAUUGCUGGGCUCCGCCUCCAGAGUUUCUGAUUUAGUGGAGGGGCCCAAGAAUUUUCAUUUCUAACAAGUUCCCAGGUGAUGCUGAUGCUGAUGUGGUCUGUGGUCCAUACUUUGAGAACCACUGGUCUAGCUAGAUUCUAGCACUUUUCUCUUAAGCUGGCCAUCCGAAUACUCCCAAUCACUAACUGUCAAAAAAAAAAAAAAAAAAAAGCAGCAGCUAUUCUUACUCCAGAGCUCUUAACUCCUCUCUGCCACUUUGGUAACUCUAGAACAUUCUUAGCUAUUCUCUUGACUGCCCCGUCAGUUAGCCAAGUACUCAGUAGAGGUACGUCUAUCUGUGCCCAAAGAAUUACCAGGAGCCAUCUAGCAUAUUAAAACAUGUUGUAGUGCUACAGGCUUAUUAUCAAUAGGGAGCUGGGGUACAGGGAAAUAAAGCACAUUAAAGAGGAAACAUGAUACAAUCUGGGAGGCACGGUAUAAUAUCUGAGAAUCCUGUUAAUCAGGAUCGUGGGAGAGAACAUACAGCCCAGUGUGCCUCUCAGUGUCCAGACAAGGUUAGAAGGAAGUUUGUGAGAGAGGUGACGUGUCAGAGUGUUUGGAUCACCCACUAUUUGGAUUAUUUGCUCUGCUCCUCUGUGUGGAUUUCCUGUGGAUAAUCCAGCCUGGGCCAUGUAAUUAAGAUGAGGGCACACUGUUUGCCUUCACUAAAAUUACUUCAUAAAUUGCCUUUAUUCCUUCGUAUUUGUUCUUCAGAGAAGUCUGCUAGAGAAGAGUUGAUUUUAAGUUAUUUAAAACUAGAUAAAUUUAUAAUCAGAUUUAUAUUAGUUUUCUCCUAUAGAGAAGGCAUUCUUAAUACCCUGUAUAACCCUAGUAUCUAUUCCUAAUAAGUCAGAUAAAUGUUAGUUUCAUUUUUUAGAAGAUACAUACACAAUACCUGCCAGUGUUGUAGUGCACCGUAGUACCCCCUUAUCCAAAGUCUCGCUUUCUGCAGUUUCAGUUACCUGCAGUCAGCUAUGGUCUGAAAAUAUUAAAUGGAAAAUUCCAGAAAUAAACAGUCAUAAGUUUUAAAUUGUG
This is a messenger RNA of Diceros bicornis minor, 3470 nucleotides long. RefSeq names its product tigger transposable element derived 6 (gene TIGD6). Lineage: Eukaryota; Metazoa; Chordata; Mammalia; Perissodactyla; Rhinocerotidae. Gene Ontology annotation, molecular function: DNA binding. Gene Ontology annotation, cellular component: nucleus. The coding region runs from base 328 to 1902 and encodes 524 amino acids. The record is from RefSeq and is a predicted model, not a curated record. The transcript is spliced from 2 exons.